Eremomyces bilateralis CBS 781.70 is the source of this 1545-nucleotide messenger RNA. RefSeq names its product CoA-transferase family III. The record is from RefSeq and is a predicted model, not a curated record. Gene Ontology annotation, molecular function: catalytic activity. Lineage: Eukaryota; Fungi; Ascomycota; Dothideomycetes; Eremomycetales; Eremomycetaceae. Bases 149 to 1384 code for a protein of 411 amino acids. The transcript has 3 exons.
CUUACUCUCGUUGGAGCUUCGCGCCGUCUGCAGCCAUGCCUUCGUGCAAGAUGGUUGUCAAUUCAAUUAUAUAUCCUCCUGGAAUAUCUUAAUCAUAUUGUUGGUCUGAUUUCUGCACAAGCUGUAAUCAAUCAACAACAUUGUAAUCAUGUCUUCCGCCAGUGCUCCACCUCUCAAAGGCGUCCGCGUCCUCGAGUUCGGGGGAUUGGCUCCCGGUCCCUUCUGCGGUCUCCUUCUCGCCGACUUUGGCGCCGAUGUCCUCCGUCUUGACCGCGCCACGUCCCAAACCCACACCGACAUCGAGCCCCCACCGACCGGCGACUGGCUCACCCGACACAAGUCCUCCAUCGCCGUGAACAUCAAGACCCCGCGCGGCGUCUCCUUCGUCAAAGCGCUUCUCCCGCACGUCGAUGUGAUCAUCGACCCCUUCCGCCCCGGUGUGCUCGAGAAGGCGGGACUAUGUCCCACAGAAGUCAUGCUGUCGAUCAACCCACGGCUGAUCGUCGCGCGGAUGACGGGGUUUCGCAGAGAUGGGAAGUACAAGGACAUGGCGGGCCAUGAUAUCAACUAUAUCGCCGUGUCCGGUGUAUUGUCGAUGUUGGGACGCAAAGGGGAGAAGCCCCUCGCGCCCGGGAACAUUUUGGGAGACUUCGCGGGUGGUGGCGCGAUGUGCUUCCUGGCAGUGCUGCUCGCACUGAUCGCUAGGGAGAAGGACGGAAAGGGGCAGGUCGUUGAAGCGAACAUGGUAGAUGGCGCCGCGUAUUUGGCCACCAUGCCGAGACUUUCUACGAAGACGCCGACGUGGGGUCGGGAGCGGGGGACGAACAUGUUGGAUGGAGGAAGCCCGUUCUAUGACACGUAUGAGACCAAGGAUGGCAAGUACAUGGCAGUGGGUGCUUUGGAGCCGCAGUUCUUCGCCGAACUCAUGAAAGGUCUCAACAUCGACCCGAAAACGUUCCCCGGCUCACGAGACGACCGAAAGACAUGGCCAUAUCUAGUUGACCUGUUCACCAAGACCUUCAAAUCGAAGACCCGAGCGGAAUGGGAGGUGAUCUUCGACGGCACCGACGCGUGCUGUACUCCCGUCCUUACCCAGCAGGAGCUAGAGGAGAAGUCUUUCGACCAACGACCACCGGUCACGCUCCGCCGAACGCCAGGCUACGCUCAGGUUCAGAACGCCUCGAGCGAGCCGGAACCGGCGAUUCGCGCUGCGAAGGGACAGGGUGCGGGUGUUGAGGGCGAGGGAUGGAGCGCGGAGGGACUGGGACCGUCGGUUGGUGGUGAGAAGGUUUUGGAGGAAUGGGUUGGGUGGAAGAAGGGCAAGCAGUAUGAGGUCGAGAACGGCGGACUGGCCAAGAUUAGCGGUGGGCUAUCUAUGUUAUAGGUUAAGUAUGUGUAUAAAUUGGCCAUCUCUUUGAAGUGACGACUGUUCCACAUUUUCUGUUACCGCUUGAAGAUUUGAAUUAUAGGCAGCACAAACAGACGUGCAAACCAUGGUGUUGCCGAUACGCUCAGAGCCAACCGCGCUGGUAACAGGACUUUCGU